Molecule: messenger RNA, 1714 nt
Organism: Plutella xylostella (diamondback moth)
Lineage: Eukaryota; Metazoa; Arthropoda; Insecta; Lepidoptera; Plutellidae
Biological process (GO): DNA integration; DNA recombination
Molecular function (GO): DNA binding
Source: RefSeq, a predicted model, not a curated record
AAUUAUAUUUCGUGGUUUCAUUAUCGAUAUAAAUAACUGUGUAGUACUUUGACCUGUUGGGCAACAAUCGCACGUUUUAAAUUCACUCGAUUCUAAUUCGAUAACUACUUUUUUCCCAUCACUACUACUCCCUACCCCCUGACCGCCCAGCUUGCUGUCCUCAUUCUUUUUCCGUGCGGGCAACAGUCAACAAGUUAAAAAUGUCUAAAAGAACCUACGAAGAAAGGAUUGACUAUUACAACAAUAAAAUUAAAAAGUACAUGGAUAAAGAUCGACGGAAACGACGACGUUUGCGGUUGAGUUCAUCUUCGGAUGAUUUCCUAGAAAAUGACUACAGUAAGUACCCAUAUACAAUAUUAUUAAGUGUUCCGAAGUGCUUGUGAUACCAAUUACUGAAACCUAGCCGACAAUGAUCUGUUUAGUUACAAACGUUCAUGCCGGUUUUAUAUUGCCAUAGAUUCAAAAUUGAACACGGCAAAUAAAAUUUCAAAACUACCCGCCAUAGAUUCAUUUUAUGAACACGGCGUUUUCAAAUCAAAUCUGAUUUACCCUUUCUUCUCCUUCAGGGAGCGAGACCCUGGUGCUCGACCGAGACCAGGAGGCUAUCAUCGAGACCAUGGACCCUCCUCCAGAUCUCCGAGAUGAUUUAAGGGCUGGCUCCGCGGAGCCGCCCUCAGAAGACGCAGUGGACUUGAUCAUCGAGCCAACAGCGUCGGCCACGGAGCCUCCACCGGCCACAGACCCAGCGGUCGCCGACCAGCCCACGGGCGCCGAGCCCACCACUUCAACGACGGAUGUAGACCCCGAUAUUUUACAAGCUCUCGGGGAAGCUACGGACGUGGGACCUACGUUUGGCGAGGAAAUACACCAAACUUUAUGCCAAUUAUGGCAGCCCUUACUUAAAAAAGGUAUGUCCAAAGAAGCGAAGGACAAAAUUUUAAAACAGUACUUGGUUCCAAGCAACUGCACACUGCUGCAGGCGCCGAAACUUAACAUUGAAGUCUCCGCGACAGCCAACGAGAUGGUCAAGUCACGUGAUAAAAAAGUGGAGUCUGCCCAGCAACAACUUGGCGCGGGCAUCACGGCCAUCAGCAGAGCACUGACGACGCUGAUGACGACAAAUAAUAAAGUGGAGGCCGUUAGAGUAUUAAGUGAUGGCUGUCGGUUGCUAUGUGAUUUGCAUUUUAUGGAGACACAAGGCCGAAUCAAAAUGCUCGCAUCUGGGCUUACUAAGCCAUUCCUGAACGUCAUUCAAGACAGUGUACGGGACGAAACUUUGUUUGGUAAUAAUUUGUCUGAGAAGAUUAAAGCAUCAAAUACUAUAGAAAAACAAGGAAUGCAAAUAAGGAAGACACCACAACCUCCGAAAGCCACCACGUCCAGCCACUCAGGACCCAGACCUUCCCAGUUCCAGGGAAAUUGGACGGGCCCUCCUCGGUACCCAUACCCACCGAGCCGGGGGGGGCGCGGGGGACAGCGGAGGCCGCCACCCAGUGCGCGCCGCCCGGCGCCGGCGCCCGCGACCAGCAGGCCGCCGCCGCCGCAGGGCAGGUCGCGUGUCCCAACUCGUCCCUGAUGCAGACGGCGCCACCCACUGCACCAGACGCUUACCCUGGGGGCGGCGCUGCUCUCCGGCUCGCGUUCUCUCGCCGCGGAUGCCCACCGGAGGCCAUCGACCUAAUGAUAGCUUCUUUGUCAAAAAGCACAUUAAAAC